UCUCAAAUGUAUUAUCAUAUAUUCAUACUCAUUUCCUUCUACCGAGGUUUGAAGUAUUCCUUCUUCUCAAACCAUGGCUUCUUCUGUGUCACCUCCAUCAUUUCCCAAGCAGAAGUUACAUAUCACAUCACCAAAGACUCCGGCUAAAAUUCCAGCGGCUAUCCACUUGUUUCAAUUAUGCCACAGCUUUCAGGAAGUAAAACAACUACAUGCCCAGUUGGUUGUGUCUGGACUCCUCGACCGCCCUCCAAAUGCUGGGAGGCUCGUUGAGUCGUAUGUUUCCAUUUCACAAAUCAACUUCGCCUUUUCAAUCUUUCAGAGACUACCUUCUCCUGAUGUGUUUGCCUACAACACCAUGAUUAGAGGCCUGACACUGGGUAAGCGUCCGCAUGAUUCGCUCUUGCUGUAUGAUAAACUGUUAGCAGAUGGUGCAGCCCCGGACAAUUACACUUACACCUUUGUCCUCAAGGCAUGUUCCCAUUUGGAAGCCCUCUCUGAAGGCAAACAAGUGCACGGCCGGAUAGUUAAAGCUGGAAUACCACCCAAUACGCACAUUCAUAGCUCGCUAAUACAUAUGUACAUGGCUUCGGAUAGCAUUGCUUCUGCAGAACAUGUUGUAGCAGAAUUCCCAGUAGAGAACACGCUUGCGAAGAACUCUAUGAUUUCUGGGUACCUCAGAAAAGGCCAUGUAGAAAAGGCUAGAAGAAUGUUUGACACCAUGGGAGCAAAAGACGUUGCAUCUUGGAGUGCAUUGGUCACAGGGUACACGAAGAAUGGAAUGUAUUCAGAGGCAUUAGCUGUCUUUUGCGAAAUGAUGGUUUCCAAAGUCCAUCCAAAUGAAUCAACACUUGUGAGCUCAUUGUCUGCCUGUGCUCAUUUGGGGGCACUGGAUCAGGGAAGAUGGAUACAUGCAUAUCUUAAUAAAGCCGGGGUUAAGGUUAGUGUCACUCUGGGUACUGCUCUUAUUGACAUGUAUGCCAAGUGUGGCAGCAUCGAAUGUGGCUAUGAAGUCUUUCGUUAUAUGCCUCAAAGAGAUAUAGUAACAUGGGGAGCCCUCAUAUCUGGUUUAGCCAUGCAUGGGCAAGCUGAAAAAUGUUUUCAACUGUUUGAUGAGAUGGUUGCUGCCGGAAUUCAUCCAAAUGAAGUGAUCUUUGUGGCUAUUUUAUCUGCUUGCUCCCAUGCUGCUGGAUGUGUUGAACUCGGACAUCACUAUUUCAAUCAAAUGAUUCAUGAUUUUGGGAUUAGACCAUCAAUUGAGCAUUAUGGAUGCAUGGUGGACCUCCUUGGCCGUGCAGGGCAGUUGUCAGAAGCAGAAGAGCUCAUUGCGUCAAUGCCGGAAGUGCCUAAUUCGAUCAUAUGGGGUGCACUACUUGGUGCCUGCAAGACUUACAAGGACAUAAGGAGAGGAAAUCGCGCAUUCAGACACCUCAUUGAGCUUGAGCCAAUGUCCGGUGACCGAUACAAACAAGCAGGGCUCAUGUUGGCCAAUGCCGGUGAAAAAGCCGACGCAAUUAAGAUUAGCAAAUUCAUUAAGGAAAAUGACUUGAAGACAACAUGUGGAACGAGCUCUGUUGAGGUAGAUGGUGUCGUUCACAAGUUCACAGUAGGGAAUAUAGAUCCUCUCAAGCUUAGAGAGAUCCAAGGAUUAUGGAAGGGUUUGAUGGAUAAUUAGAGAUGCAUAAGUUGAAGAUGGCAUCUCGUUUAGCAAUUGAUUUUGCUUGGAACUCGGGAAGUCAAACCUACCAACCAGUGCAUCAAAAAGAAACACAACCGGAAAAGAUAGCAGAAAUAAAAGGUAUCUGCCAUGAAUUGGCAUGCAGUAGGAAUGUUCCUUCCCUUGUAAUCAGAAGAUAGCAAAACUCAAGCCAUGAGUUUAUUUGGCAAUUACAUCAUCAGUUCCAUAGGCCGGGCAGCUUAUUCACUUGUGGGAUCAAUUAUUCAUACACAUGUAAGGUUAUAGUAAAUGAAUUCUUAUUGAUGCCAACACUUGGGCAUCAAGAAUAAAUAUGCAA
This is a messenger RNA of Corylus avellana, 2012 nucleotides long. The record is from RefSeq and is a predicted model, not a curated record. Lineage: Eukaryota; Viridiplantae; Streptophyta; Magnoliopsida; Fagales; Betulaceae.